UGGUGUAGGGUAUCUAAGGUAUUUUCCCACCACCACGCAAAUUUAUCUGCAGCCCUCUCCCACACCCCGUUCACAAUGGACGAAAAGAAGGCCCAUGUUGCCAAGCAUUCUGGUCCUAAAGCUGAAAAAAAGAAGCUGAGAAGGGUGCCGAAUACAAAUGCUGCCAACAAUCCCAAGGCCUUUGCUGUAGCUUCCGCUGGACGGCUUGCCCGUCAAGCCAUGCGGACGGCAGACCUUGAUCAAAAGAAACUCCAUGUUCCUAUGGUGGAUCGAACGCCUGAUACAUGUCCUCCUCCUAUCAUAGUUGCGGUCAUGGGUCCCCCAGGAACGGGAAAGUCGACUCUAAUCAAGUCACUUGUUCGUCGGUACUCAAAGUACACUGUGUCUCAAAUUAAAGGCCCCAUCACCGUGGUUGCCGGCAAAACUAGACGAAUUACAUUCAUUGAGUGUCCAAACGACUUAAGUUCCAUGGUUGAUAUUGCAAAAAUUGCUGAUUUAGUACUUUUGCUUAUUGACGCGAACUUCGGUUUUGAAAUGGAAACUAUGGAAUUUCUUAAUAUCCUUGCUCCGCACGGUAUGCCUAAAAUUAUGGGUGUUCUUACUCAUCUCGAUUUGUUCAAAAAGCCAGCUACCCUUCGCGCUGCUAAAAAACGGCUGAAGCAUCGUUUUUGGACGGAGUUGUACCAAGGUGCAAAGCUGUUUUACCUUUCUGGUGUGCUAAAUGGUCGUUAUCCGGACAGAGAAAUUCUUAAUUUGUCCCGGUUUAUCAGUGUCAUGAAGUUUCGUCCGCUUCAAUGGCGCAACCAGCAUCCCUACCUUCUUGCCGAUCGUAUUGAAGAUUUGACAGUCCCAACAGAAAUUGAGAAAAACCAAAAGGUUGAUCGUACAUUAACUGUGUAUGGCUAUCUUCAUGGCACAAAUAUCUCGAAAUCUGGAGCCCAAGUUCACAUUCCGGGUCUUGGUGACUUUUCUGUAAAGGAUGUCACGGCCCUUGAUGAUCCAUGUCCUCCUCCUGACGCAGACAAGGUGAGACGCCGUCGGUUGUCAGAAAAACAAAAACUCAUUUACGGUCCCAUGGCUGACAUCGGUGGCAUUUUGUUUGACAAAGAUCGUGUGUAUAUUGAAGUUCCUACUUCAUCUUUCACGAAAGACAAUGCUGAUGCGGGUCUUGGUGAGAAAAUGAUGGUAGAACUCCAAGAAGCCCAGGAAUCUUUGGGCGAGACUCACGACGAAGGCCUGCAGUUAUUUACAAACAGUGCACCCAUGCAUAAUUUUGUUCUUGGUGACGACGCAAAUGACGAAGGUAAUACCGGUCGGAAAACGCGUCGUAUUCCCACAAAUAAGGUCGCAUCUCUGGAAGAAGAGGGUGAUUUGGAAUACGUGGAAGGGGGGGAUGAUGAUGAUGAAGAUGCUGGUUCAGACGUGGAGUACACUGGCAAACUCGGCAUCAUGGGCGACGAUACUGAAUCCGCUGGUGUUAAAGAGGAACUCGCGUUCGGUAGCAGCGACUCUGAACUUGGUGACGAGUCUGCUGAUGAAGAAGGCCUGGAUGUUUCUGAAUUAAAAUGGAAGGACAACCUUGCUGAAAAGGCUGCGCAGCGUUUGGUCCAGGCUCGUCGCCGUGUUGAUCUUCAACGCGUUGUCUACGAUCUUUCCCUUAAUCCUGAAGAAGCCAUCUCCCGCUGGAACGGGGAAGGCGAAAUGGGUGCAGAGGAUGCAGAAGAAGACAAUGACGAUGAUGAUUUCUUUCGUGUUACAAAGAAGGGUUCCACUGACCCCACUUUGGAACGGAAGCGUGUAGCUGAGGAAUACAAAAAACAUAUCCUGGAAAAGUGGAGCAAGGAGGAGAACCUUCAACGUCUUCAAAGCAAGUUCAUUACUGGAAGUCUUUUACAGGACGGUGAGGCGGAUACUGCAGAAGCUGAUAACGAGGAGGAAGAUGAUGAAGCUGGCGACUUCGAAGACCUAGAGGCUGAUGAGCAAGGAAGUUCUAAUGAGGAUGCUUCUGAAGGCCCAGAAGAAGCAGAAGAAGAGGAGGAGGACUUUUCUAAAGAACGUGAAGCCAAUCUUCGGAAAAAGGAGGAACUCCGUCGUCGUUUCGAAGAAGAGGACCGCGGUGAUCCGGAAAAGAAGGACAUUGAUUGGUAUGCACAAGAAAAGGAGAAGCUUGCUCAACAGUUGGAGCGUAAUAAGGAGGUUUUUAAUGAUUUGGACCCCGAAUCACGGGCUCGUCUUCAAGGUUACGAGUCUGGAAAAUACUUACGUCUUGUUAUUGAAAACGUUCCUUACGAAUUUAUCCACAAUUUUGACUCUCGUUUCCCUGUGGUCGUAGGUGGUUUGCUCCCCAACGAGCAGCGGUUCGGUCUUGUGCAAGUGCGCAUCAAAAAGCAUCGCUGGCACAAAAAAAUCUUGAAAACAAAUGACCCUCUAAUCUUCAGUAUUGGCUGGCGGCGGUUCCAAUCAGUACCCAUAUACUCUAUUGACGAUUCUCGUACUCGUAAUCGAAUGCUCAAGUACACACCGGAGCAUAUGCAUUGUUUUGCACAGUUUUACGGUCCUUAUGUUGCGCCCAACACUGGUUUCUGUGCUGUGCAAUCCGUGGCAAACUCUGACUCCAAGUCCGGCACGUUCCGUAUUGCUGCCACGGGUACUGUUCUCAAUAUUGAUCAGUCUACCGAUGUCGUUAAGAAGCUCAAGUUGACUGGUGUUCCCUACAAAAUCUUCAAAAACACUGCCUUCAUUAAAGGAAUGUUCAAUAGUCCUCUGGAGGUUGCCAAGUUCGAGGGUGCCAAUAUCCGAACGGUAUCUGGCAUUCGUGGUCAAGUCAAGAAGGCUGUUGACCAAACUCAUGGUCAUUUUCGUGCUGCUUUUGAGGACAAGAUUUUAAUGAGUGACAUUGUGUUUCUCCGUGCCUGGUACCCCGUCAAAUGUCGCAAGUUCUUUACGAACGUCACCAACCUCCUGGAAGCCGACAAGGCCGAGUGGAAGGGAAUGCGACUCACUGGUGAGGUUCGUCAUGAGCUGGGUCUUCAGACACCGUUGCGUCCGAACUCUACAUAUCGUGAAGUUGUCCGCGAUACUCGUCACUUUAAUCCUCUCAAGGUUCCUGCAUCUCUUCAAUCCCAACUGCCGUUUGCUUCCCGGACAAAGGAGCUUAAGCCACGGGGUAAAUCCACAUACAUGCAGAAGCGUGCUGUUGUGCUGAAUGCGCCAGAGCGUAAGGCUCGUGACUUGCUGCAGAAGGUUAUGACCUUGCACGCUGAAAAAGAGGCAAAGAGAAAGGCCAAAAAGGCAGCCGAACAUGAGCGCUACCAUGCUAAGAUGCAAAAGGAGGAAGAGGCUUAUCAAGAGAAAAAGCGGCAGGAAAAGUCUGCUUGGUUUGCUAAGCACGGCAAGCGUCUUCGCCAGGAGGACGGCGGCUCCUCUGGGAAACGGUAUAAGAAGAAGAAGUAGGAUGACGGUAGAUUUAGGAUUUUGUUAUGGUUAAAAAAACGCGGUUAAUCAGUUUUUUGGAUAUAUAAUAUUAUUGC
Molecule: messenger RNA, 3530 nt
Organism: Schizosaccharomyces japonicus yFS275
Lineage: Eukaryota; Fungi; Ascomycota; Schizosaccharomycetes; Schizosaccharomycetales; Schizosaccharomycetaceae
Product: GTP binding protein Bms1
Exons: 1
Coding region: 76-3453 (1125 amino acids)
Biological process (GO): regulation of rRNA processing; endonucleolytic cleavage to generate mature 5'-end of SSU-rRNA from (SSU-rRNA, 5.8S rRNA, LSU-rRNA); ribosomal small subunit biogenesis
Cellular component (GO): nucleoplasm; cytoplasm; nucleus
Molecular function (GO): GTP binding; GTPase activity; U3 snoRNA binding
Source: RefSeq, a predicted model, not a curated record